ACCAGCUGAUUUCUAAAAUGGCGGUAGUGACUACCAAAUGCCCUUCUUUGUUCGUGAAAGUGAAAUGUUGAAAGGAUGAUUGCAAAUUCUAUCUAGCUCUACUAAAGCUUCUAUUUGUGUAAAGUAUGGCUGGUAUAUCAAAACUGGAAGAGGUUUUCGGUGACGACGACAGUUCCAGUUUUUGGACUACCCCUGCCGAUGACAUCUUCCGGUUUUCGAAUCUCUCCCCAAGUCACAUGUCCGUACUUAAAGAGAGCGGACCAUUUGUUGCUGUAGUAUUGUCUUGUUGGGAUAAUGUUUUGGGGCCAAGACUUCAACAUGUGUGGAGAGGAAAUGGAGACACAGAGUCCCAGGUAAAAUUAGAUAUUAGUGAUUCGAUUUUACGAUUGCAUUUUUCCUUAAAAGUCUUGCAGAGAAGUGUGUGUUUUACUAGGAUUUCUUUCUCAAGCCGAUCAGUUCGAAUGUCUUUCGUACCUGUUUGCUGCAUGAAUUAAUGCUAGGAUAAUUGAUAUAAAUCCUGGGAGUUAACCCUGUACUUCCAAGAUCUCAUUAGUAACCCUCCUAGCUGAAUUCUAGACAUCUCUUAUAAUACUAGCUCUAAGAGUUUAGUGUUGGAUCAAAUAAUAAUCCCCAAUUGAGUUUUUUCUUUAUUCUCCUCACUUAUCUGUUUAAAAUUUUGUCGAUACUAUGGAAGAAGAAAUUUAUUAUGGGUCACUUGAGUGAGUGAAAGGGUUAAGUUCUGAUACAUUUUUGUAAAAUUCAACAAUACCCCCCACUUGAUAAUUUUUUCACCCCUGAGACUGGAAGGGUUACAGCUAUGGUAAGUGUUGUAAAUGAUGUUAGUUGCUUGGUGUGGGUACUCAGAGUUACAUUUUAACAAGGUUUCCUUUUUGAACAGGAAAAAAGUGUCAAGUAUGUGAUCGGCCGAACUCUCCAUGGAGAACUCUUACGAGAUGCACCUGAAAAUGUGGUGGACACAAAACUAUAUGUGGUGAAGGAUUAUGGCAUUGUGUGUCAUUCAUUUAUAUUCUCAGGCUGUGACAAGUAUGGCAUCAACAUUUCUGCACUUUCUUUCAUCAUCCCAUUAUCAGAAUUCCAGAAUUACUUGCCAUUAUUGGAGUUAGUGGAAGAACGUGUAAAGAUUCUUAUUGCAAAGUUGAGAGUCUUACAAGCCAAGGUAAUGUUACUUUACUGUUGUCAGAUCUUCAGUAUUAGUUAAGUUUUGAAGUUGGUUGCUAGAGGCAAUGCAGUUGAAUCAAAAACUUGUCCUUAAAAGCAUAAUAAUAAACAUAAUAUUGUGCUAAAUGUCAUUGAAUUAGUUGUUGUGCCUUGCUAUAAAACAAUUCAUUUCAAAUCAGGGUUGUCAUGAAGUUCAGCUGCCUGCAAUAAUCACCUGACAAAAAAGUGGCCAUCUUUGUGUCCUGAAUUUUUGGCUGAUGAUCGCUUAGUAAACCACAUUUGGUACUUCUGAGGUUAUACACUUAUAAUUCGGUUGGAUUUUGAAUGCCUCGAGCUGACUCACUUUCAAUUUCAAACCGCAGACUAGCUUCUCAGCUUCAACACUGCCAAAUGUUCACUAGUCCCAUUUGAAAUAUAUUUUAUUUCAUCAGAGGUAUACCAGCAUAUGUCUCAAGGUUAUAUGCUUCUGAUUUCCUUGUAUUUUACAGAACUUGACAUCUUCCCUGUCAGCAUUCAGCAAGUACCUUCCUCGCUUUAUCCAGACUAUCGCAAGUCUGAAAACAGCAGGCAUCCCUGAUUCUAUUCCAGUGAGUAUGCAGUCUAUUCAUAACAACCUGUAAACAUAAUGUGAGGAUUUUCUGUAUAUAAAAGCAAUCUUUGCGAUAAUGAACACUACUUGAGCAGUAGUGAAAAUAAGGCCUGAAAAAAAUUCAGGUCUGUAUGGGAUUUGAACCCAUGACCACUGUGAUACCAGUGCAGUGCUCUACCAACUGAGCUAACAAGCCAACUGGGAGCUGGUCAUUAUGUUGGUUCCAUAUAAACCUGUAAAAUGAUGAAUAAAUGACUGUGAAUAUAUGAAAAUUGUACAUGUGAACUGUGGAUAAAGAAAAUAAAAAUUGGGCAUGUUUGUCUUUUCUUUUACUAAAAUACACUUACAUGUACAUGUAGUAAGGUUUCCAUAACAAUUUCUUGACUAUCAUCAUACCAUCUGCUGUGUGCAGGGCAUGAAAUUGCACCUAAUACAGGCACCAAUGUGACUAAAUUUUUCUCUUUGGCAACCAAAUCUUGAAAAUUAAUCACCAAAUUGGUGACUAGAAUGCUUCAUCAUAACCUUACCUAGAGAUAUAGUGAGUUAAAAAGAUUUUCAAAAAUAAAUCUGCGGCAAACUUCCUUGUUAAGUUUGUUUCCAAAAUGUGGUACAUGCAUCUCGAUUGAUGACUAGAUGCCAUCUUGGAUUUAGGUAAGCUUAAAUGUUGUGUAUCAUCCAUCCUUUGUGGCACGUAAAAGAUCUUUUUCCUGACUUCCUUUUGGAGGUUCUAUCUAGGACGCUGACAGCGUAAAAAAAUGGUUUUGUUUGUCUUUAAAAAUGGUGACCAACUUUUUUCGAAUUGGCUACCACUAUGAAAAAUUUAGGAGCCAAGUGACUAUCAAAAAAAAAAAAUUAAUUUCAUGCCCUGGUAUGUGAGGGAUUUUGCUCAAUUAUUUUACAUGAAGUUAUAAUUUUGCUUUCUGAUUUAGUUAAGUGAGACUUCCUUUGGCCCAGGACAAGCAAGCAGCUUGGAUGACCACUUCUUAAGAAGGUACAUAAUCAUUACUUUUUGUUUUGUUUGUCUUUUUAUUGGCAGUUGCUAUUUUAGCCUGUAGUAUACAGACACCCCCUCUUUAAGGCAUCAUUGGGUAAAAUUUGUGGCUUAUUACCACAUUAUUGCCAACUAAUAUUGCUUAACUCUUUAACUCCCAGAAGUGAUUCAAAUGUAACUUCUCCCUGCAAUAUCCAUACAUUAUCUAGCAAACAGGUAAUGAGAAUACUCAAAUGCAUCAGGUAGAAGUUGUUAUCUUGAUCCCACACCAAAUUCUUGCAACUAAUUUAAAAGGAAAUGUGUAGCAGCUAGAGAAGAGAAUUAACAAUCAGAUCCUGGGAGGGUUAAAAUUCUUGAAAAUUCAACAAGUAAAGGGAUUCCUUUGCCUGUUGUGCUUGAAAUAAAGAAGAAAACUGGCUCCCCUGUUAUCUUUAUGCAUGCUUUUGCUUUUUCUUUGUGCUUUAUCAUACUGAAGCCUUUACUUGGAUGAUUUUUGUGAAUUUUUUACUUUUGUGGAGCUUUUUUUUUACCUUUUUUUCUGACUGGAAAACUUGUACUUGCAGCUUAAAUCAGGAAGUUGGCAAUGAUGAUUCUUGUUCCAGGACUCAAAAUAAUGGCUAGUCAACCAACAAUGUCUGUCGAAAUAUAGGUUUUGUCCAGAUUGGCAAACAUUUUGUUCAGUUGUUUAAGCAUGUAAAGAACAAUUUAAUUCCAAGCUUAGUUCAGGAUUUAAAUAUAGCUAUAUAAUUUUUUUCCCAGGUUUGAGUUUGAAGCUGGGUAUAGAAAAAAGAGCUUGACUGAUGUACUUGUUUUAUUAGAGAGGGGAGGGGGGGGGUUAUUAAGAUGUGCAGUAAUGGAUAUUUAUCCAGCCAAGAAUGGGUUGUGUCCAAGGAAAAACAGCUUUGACUGGACAACUUGAUCAGCACCAGCCAAGAAAUUAUUUUGGAUCUUUCUCAAGAGGAAUGGAGUUUUUUGCAGCUUUUGCUGUGCUCUGAAGUACAAGCAACAAUGUUAUAAUUGUGAAUCCUUUUUUAACUGUACUUGUGUGUUUUGUUUCGGCAGAGUCAUCACAUCUCACUUGCAAACAUUUGGAAGUACUCUUGUUGUAGGGAAAGCCUUGGAUAAGGUCAACUUGGUAUGCAACUGAUUUGAAACCUUAAGAAAUUUUUUUAAAAUUAUUUCGGUAGCAGGUAUUUAAGUGAAGCUUGGUUGUCUGAAUAUCUUUUCAUGAGGAAUAGUCAAUGAUCAGAAAUUGAAGCUAACCCUUUAUCUCCAGCGAUCCGAUUGUUAAUUCUCCCUUCUUGCUGCCACAAAUUUCCUUUUAAGUUACUAAUGAGAAGUUAGUAGAAGAACUUCUGCCUGAUAAGUUCAUUACCUGUUUGCAGGAUAAUUUCUGGAUAAUUAUUAUAGGAAGAUGUUACAUGUACAUGUGAAUUACUUCUGGGUGUUAAACAUUCUCAACAGAAUGCAGAUUAAAGAGUGAGAGAUCCCAUCCAUUUUUUUUUAACAAAAUGUAUUGUUUGAUUUCCCUUAAUUGUUUCAUUACAGAUGGUUAACACUUUGGCAUUGAUGCUUUCUCCUGAGGAGCGUAAACGGUCGCGGUAUGCAGUGGAUACAUUGGCUAAUGACAGCAGUGACUUUUAUGACUCUGACUUAUUUGUUCAAGGCUUGUUAAAGGUACUUGUUAUGACAGUAUGUUUGUACUGCUGGCAAUUUUGAAGGAAAUUUUACAUGAAAUCUUCUACUAAAGCAUUUAACUGACAGCCAUAUUCAUAUUUGUCUCAUUAGAAAUGCCAGUAUCUAUAUUCUCAAUUAAGUGUCAAAAAAACCAAAACUAAAGUAAUCCCAAUAACUAAUUAAAACAAACUAAGGUUUACAUUUUCAUUAACCAGUGAGGGCUCAAAGCAAAUUAAAUUAAAUGUUUCAAGCAUGGGAAAAUGGGAAUGACUAAGUCGUGAUUGCUUUUAGUUUUGCAUUUGAUUAAAUGAGAGGAUGGUCCAAGUCAUUGUUUCAUUGUUUCACAGGUUUAUUGCAAACCAAUGUAAUGACCAGCUCCCAGUUGGCUUGUCAGCUCGGUUGGUAGAGCACUGCACUGUUAUUGCAGAUUGUCAUGGGUUCAGGUCCUGUACAGGCCUGAAUUUUUUUUCAGGCCUUAUUUUCACUACUGCUUGAGUAGUGUUCAUUGCUGCAAAGGUCACUCCCAUAUACAUCUAAAGCCUUGUGGUGAAGUUCAUUGUGCCAAACAAAUGAUUUUCAGUUAGGAAUAAAUUCAAUUUUUUCCAUAAACGAAAGCCCAGAGGCCGUUAUUCAAAUAAACGUUUUCUACCUAGAAUAUAACUUAUAGGUAACUUAAUUGUUUCAUUUAGCACAAUAUAUACGAGUAUUACUGAACGUAAAGGACAAACCACUGUCAGUAAUUUGUUCUAUGUUAUAGUGCAUUCACAAUUUUUCUUUCUAUGCCUCAGAGUUCCAAAGAGUCGUUUAGCCUUCCAGUUAAAGGCAUAAUCACCAGUAGUCUGCCAAGUACUCUUGUUGACAUGGAUACCGGGGAGGUCAAACAGACUUGCCCUUUUAACGAACACAUCGUGAUUCGUAGAGAGUUUAUUGACAUCGAGUUAGCACUUUUGUCAGAAGAAGCAGAGGAUACGCCUGUUUUCCCGGAACUGUAAGUGCCGUACUAGAAUGUACAGUAGGUUGCCAUAGCGAAGUUUGUUGUAACUCGUACUUGUCAAUCAUAAGGUAGUUCAUGUUUCAGAGAGCCGGACUGCCGUGCGAGAGGUCGCGUGUUCAAGCCUCAGACCGGAUCAACACUCAGGGUCUUAACAUAUCUGAGGAAAAUGCGCGGCCUUUGCUACGACACCUGCACACGGUUAGACAUUCUAGUCUUCUCUGACAAGGACGAUAAACCGUAAGCGCCGUCUCCUGCAUCUUCACUAUACUGGUUAGCAGCAACACAGUUCUCGCAAAGAGUUGGGAACGUAGCUACCGGUGUUGUGGUCUGGCCUUGAUCCAAAAAUUGGGGAAAUCUGCAAACAUGCUCAUUUCAGUCUUACCAAAGUCCCCCCCCCGCAAAGUAUCUUAAAGCGCCAUUAGCUAAUAGAUAUGGCGCUAAAGAAAUCCGUCAUUACAUACAUCACUUACUUACUUGGCCAUUUUUCAAUAAAUUUACAAUUGAAGAAAUUUUGGAGUAAAGUAAUUUGAAAACCUUAAGUGAGAUGGCCGUUUUAAAAGGAUGUUUGUUGAUUGAGGAAUGACUGGAUUUGUCCAUCUACUUAGUAGUUAAGUUUACAUUUUUCAUCUCCUUCUUGUAGGGGUUUGCUUCAUUACUCGGAAGAAAUCGGCCUCUUAGUACAAACAUUUAUGCAUGAUGUAAGUACUCUGUGUAUUGAGAACACCUAUUCUUGUAUUAUACUUGGGUGGUGAACUUGCUAGGCUUCGACAGAAAAACACCAUGGAGUGUGUUUGGCCCGUGAAGAUUUAUGGGAAUUUCUGGAAUUCAUCGGCAGAGUUGAGUCAGCUGGAGUUCAUCCCGCUUGUCGUGGUAUGAAACGACUUAUAGUAUUACUACUCUCCUCUUAAUAGGAUGUCAGAUGGAAGUUCAUCGGUACCCAUUUAUACUCCUGGGUGGAGAGGGACAGCGAGUUGAGGACCCGGCCUGAUCUCGAACCCACACCUCUCGGCUUGGAGUCCAGCGCGCUAAUCUUAAGGCCACCAAAUCUCCACAACUUAACGGAAGCCUGGAAUGUAAUCUGAUUUGAACCAAAACCAUGAAUAUUCGUAAAACUCUUUGUCGCUUUACGCUACGGAAACCGAGCCAAGCCUUAAUGACAAGAAGAGCCCCUUUCCACAAAAUUUGCAAAAAUAAUUUGAUGAACACACUGUCACUGAUUGCUCAUUUUGUGCACAUGUUGCACGAUUCAUAUUUCCAUGAUCGUGUUUUCUCUUUCCUUCCAGAUCCAAAUUCUUCCAUACGUCUGUGGUGUUCGUGAAGGAUUCAUUGACAACUUCUUACGCCUUCUCGACCGAAAAGCCCUCGCUCUCAUCAAAUACGUAGAAACGCAAUCGUAAGUAUGGCCUCUCUGAUCCAAUAACUUCGCAGCCUCACGACAUGUGAACGACGGAAAGUUGUAACCCUGUCUUCAUUCAGUUAAAGACAAGCUUUGGAGCAAAUCAAUCUCCCGCAAAACUCGAUGUUAUGGCAUCAGUGUCAGUUUCUGAGAAGCUGCGCACUAACCCUUCUCUCCCCCAACCCAAUAUUAAUCCUAACUUGUUAUUGUUUGACUGUAAUUGUUUUAGGGGAGGGGUAGGCGCGCAUCAAUCUUGUUCUAAUCCCCCCCACGAAAAAGCCUGAAUCCAGAAAAUUCCUUUAACUGCGAGCAGAAAAUUCUCAACGAAGUUUGUUUGAGAAGGAUCCACCAAAUGAGUUCAGUUCAGGCAUUUGGAAUAGCGUCGGAACUGUGUAAAACUCCGUCUGUUAGAAAAUUCAUUAUCUCCCAAGUUUUCAAUAGCUCAGCUGAAAUAACCAGGAACUUUCCUAGGUCUUGUUAUGUGAACCGUUACCUUUGACCUUUUCUAAUCAUUCUCCAGGUCGCACGGUACAGUGCCACUUAAUGACGCGGCUAAGAGACAGUUACGUCAGGACCUACAGCUGGUUACCGAAGCUGAUUACUCCAUUGUGCUAACACGUGCAGAGAAAUUACAUCCGGGGAUUUACACGUUUCUUAAAGGCGAUCCCAGGCAAAACGCGGACCGUGUCCAAGCCCUUUUCGAGUCUUUUUGACGACCUUACGAAAAGAGAAGAAACUGGGGAGAAGUAACUCUGACCAAUAGCAAUUUAUCUUUCCAGCCUCGUUAUCAUGGACCCUUAAACGAGGUUUUAGUUGCUAUUGGCUUCAGCCAGUUUCUAAAUCUUUUAGGACACGCAGAUCACGCUUUUU
This is a messenger RNA of Pocillopora meandrina, 7696 nucleotides long. The record is from the annotation of a GenBank genome assembly. Lineage: Eukaryota; Metazoa; Cnidaria; Anthozoa; Scleractinia; Pocilloporidae.